CAUUCUGCUGCUAUUUAAACAACUUCGAAAUAUAAUACUGUUAAAAUUACCUCUUAUGCAUCCAUGGAAAAACAUCUGAAUAUCAUUCUAUAAUCCAUUUCCUAUUGCAAUGCUAUCCCAGCAUAACUCGCGCAUUGAUCCACUGUGCAAUUUUGUGGGAGUAAAUAUAAUCACGUGUUGCUUAGGCGGCCAAUAGCAGCCAUGGAAGCUUUGAGAAAUAAUUACCUGCCUUGAUUGUUCUAUGGGUAGAUAAAAAAGUACACAUACACUCCAUAUAAUAAUCGGAUGCAUGUAAAAGAGACGGGAAGCGUCGACAUGUCGGCCACGGGUCCCAUAAGUAAUUAUUAUGUGGAUUCCUUAAUAAACCAUGAAAGCGAGGAUGUUCUUGCAGCUCGAUUCUCGGCUCCUGGUUCACAUCCGACUGGCCCUCGUCCUACUUCCCUCGUACCGGAGUGUGGAGACUAUCCUUCCUGCAGCUUUGCCCCGAAACCGCCGGUUUUUACUACCUCUUGGACUCCUGUUCACUCCCAGUCUUCAGUGGUUUACCAUCCGUACAGUCAUCAACCUCAUUUAGGAACGGACUCAAGAUAUGUGCGGUCAUGGCUGGAGCCGAUUUCGGGGGCCAUGUCCUUCCCUGGCUACCCGGCCAACAGCAGGCACUAUGGGCUGAAGCCAGACGCCUUCCAGGAGCAUCGAGCCGGUGACUGUAUCGCCUCAAAUGGACGCACCUACACGGAUUAUAUCUACUGCACCUCCGCUGACAUCCGAGAAAAGACCCAACCAAACAUCCCUUCUCCGGAGACCGAGCUUUUGCCCUCCGUGAAGCAUAAAGACGAGAAGCCAGAAUUAGACCCGAAUAACCCAGUGGCAAACUGGAUUCACGCUCGCUCUACAAGGAAGAAACGGUGCCCUUACUCAAAAUACCAGACUCUUGAACUCGAAAAGGAGUUUUUGUUUAAUAUGUAUCUAACCAGAGACCGUCGAUACGAGGUGGCAAGAGUCCUUAACCUCACUGAAAGGCAGGUCAAAAUCUGGUUCCAGAACCGGCGGAUGAAGAUGAAAAAAAUGAACAAGGAAAAAUCUGACAGCAACAAAGAACAAUAAUAAAGGAAUGGUUAGCCAACAUCAACCCCAAACGGUCAAAACAAGAAUCAGACAAUAUAAAAUAACCACUCUUGCUAUGGACAACAACAAAGAUAAACCAAAAUACAUGACACUAACUCCCUUUCUGAUUUUGGAUUUUGUGGUUGAUGUUGUUUUUGUAUUAACCUUUCCAUGUUUGAUGCUAAAUCUAUUUUUUUCUCCCCGUGCACCUUUCUUUGUCCAAGUUUUAAAGAACCGACAUGUAAGGAAAGAAGACAUUCUGCACUUACUUUAAACAUCGGUGUAGGCUGAUGCUGUGUUUAAAUUCAUAAGGGGCAUUUGAAUUAAACGUAUUUUGGAUACAUGUAAAACCACCCCAGAGUAUAAGGAAUGGAACACUGGAAUUAUUUUAAUUUCUUCACUCCAUAAUUUAUGAUGUCCAUGCGAAUGUUUCCUCUGUUUUUUUUAAUGGUGUGCAGAUGUAGUAGCAUUUUUUGUACAUAAAGAGAACGUCUGCAGUUUUAACAAAUGUCUGUGUUGUGUCUGUGUAGUAACGUAACAGUUUUGUGUACCUAUUGUGCAUUUCAUUUUAUUUUAAUUGUAUAAACACGUGUCCUUCAUAUAAAAUUGUAGUCCUACUUAAAUAUAAACCCUAUCAUGA
Molecule: messenger RNA, 1744 nt
Organism: Esox lucius (northern pike)
Lineage: Eukaryota; Metazoa; Chordata; Actinopteri; Esociformes; Esocidae
Gene: hoxc9a
Product: homeobox C9a
Exons: 2
Coding region: 286-1104 (272 amino acids)
Biological process (GO): DNA-templated transcription; embryonic skeletal system morphogenesis; anterior/posterior pattern specification
Cellular component (GO): nucleus
Molecular function (GO): RNA polymerase II cis-regulatory region sequence-specific DNA binding; DNA-binding transcription factor activity, RNA polymerase II-specific
Source: RefSeq, a predicted model, not a curated record